Prosopis cineraria is the source of this 350-nucleotide messenger RNA. RefSeq names its product transcription factor MYB114-like. The transcript is spliced from 3 exons. Bases 1 to 261 code for a protein of 86 amino acids. The record is from RefSeq and is a predicted model, not a curated record. Lineage: Eukaryota; Viridiplantae; Streptophyta; Magnoliopsida; Fabales; Fabaceae.
AUGGAGAUUCCCUCAGGACUAAGAAAAGGCGCAUGGUCCAAAGAAGAAGAUGAUCUUCUCAGAGCAUGCAUCCAACGUUAUGGGGAAGGAAAGUGGUGCCUAGUUCCACAAAGAGCAGGCUUGAAUAGAUGCCGAAAAAGUUGUAGGUUGAGAUGGAUGACCUAUUUAAAGCCAGAUAUCAAGAGUGGGAACUUUAUUGACGAUGAAGUGGAUAUGAUGGUCGUUGAUUGCGGCGAGCUUCCCUGGAAGAACAUCGAAUGACGUGAAAAAUUACUGGAACACCCACAUAAGGAAGAAACUGGGGUGUUCAUCUUCUUCCUCAGAAAAUAAGAAGAAACGACAAGAGAGAG